Molecule: messenger RNA, 1863 nt
Organism: Gadus morhua (Atlantic cod)
Lineage: Eukaryota; Metazoa; Chordata; Actinopteri; Gadiformes; Gadidae
Product: proline-rich protein 15
Exons: 2
Coding region: 386-757 (123 amino acids)
Source: RefSeq, a predicted model, not a curated record
GAAGCGAGUUUCGGAGGCGGAUACCUUUAGGUCUAGUCGAGGAAAGACGGUCCUUAUAUAUAUGCCAAUUCUGAUUCACGAAGCCUAAACUUCGCAAGGAAUAAGUGAAACCGAAUAAAGAUUAUUAAUUUAGAUGAUACCAUCUGGAGAGCCCUACUUAUCAGACUUUCCGUGCAUAAAAUGUAAACUAUUAUUCUAUAUCUAUUAGGGAUUUUUUCUUAGUUUGUUAUAGGCAAUAUUUUGCACUAACGAAGUAGGCCUGCUGCGUUUUGACACAUGGAAUCGUCGGGCUUCGACAGCGCUCAUUUUGCACAUUGAAUUUUGGUUUUUAAUAGGAUAUCAACUCCUUUUGCAGAAGCGACAAGUCAGUGGCUCCAGAGACACCAUGUCAGAGAGACAACCAUGGUGGAAGUCCUUCCUGGGGAUCCGGAAGACCCCCGGCCAGAUGGAUACGACCCUCGAGCCAGACUUCGACCCUUUCAAACCCGAGAAAGGCGCAAAGAUGGCUCCGGGUCCCAAGCAUGGAGGUCCCAAGGCCUCGUCGCAGACCCAGCCGGGGAAUAAGGAGUCUGGCAGGGACAGCGAUGACGAGACUUACGACGACUCCCACAUGGACUCCGUCUUCAACGAACAGACUUGCCGCAGGAACAUGAGGGUGUCGCGGUCGGGCCGCUUCAAGGAGAAGCGGAGGGUGCGCUCGACCCUGCCCAUAGAGGAGCAGCAGCAGCAGCAGGACAAGAAUGGUGCCAGGAAGUAGGACCAGCGGUGACCAUGACGACGACAAUGAUGAUGAUGACGACGGCAAUAAUGAUGAUAAGGUGAAAGAAAAACCUGAAAAAAUUCAAUCGAUCAAAGUGAUUGGUUGGCCUGCACAUGAAGACGUGAUGCACAGCAGACUGUGAUGAUGGUGGUGGUGAAGAGAUGAAGAAGACUUUGCAGGCCAUUGUGGAAGGAAAGAGAGCAGCUAGUGCAUGUGUAAAUUGAAGGAAAGAUCUAUAAAAUAUAUUAUAAAUAUUUGGAAAUACUAUAUGGGGCUAUUUUUGCAUAGGCUAUUUUUGGUGGGUGCCACUGUAAAAUAACAAAAACACCUAAAUGGUAAAUAGAUUUAUUUUGUCCAGUGUUCUGAUAAUGGAUAUUGAACCAUGAAAAAGGAAUAGCAUAAUGGAUGUUUAAAGAGAUUAAAUACAGGUUAGAAAUGAAUGCAUUGAGCACUUCAGAGCCCUGACAGGUACCACGUGCCCCCCUGGUUCUCACUUUGGGCUAUUUACUGUUUCGUUUGGGGACAUAUCAGCCUUUUCUAUUGCAACUACGUGUAAAAUGAUGAAGGAUUGUGUGUUUAUUUUGAUUCUUUGAUGCUUCCUGAAGUAAUCGCUGAACAAAAUUUGGUCAGUUGACCUUUUGAGGUAGCUUUUGAGGUCCUCCAAAUGGUGAAAGUCCAGCCAUUUGUGGCAGUUGACUUUUAAGUUAUAGCGCUGUAAAUCACAUGAUUAUCUGUAGAAGCAGGUUUAUUGUGAAAAUCGUGCAAUGUUCCUCAGCAGCUUUUAAAUACAUUUAGCAUCGUUUUUACACAGUGAUUCCGUGCCAUUUAAAACAAUUCAAAUGUAUAUUUUAUACUGCUAGCUAUACCAUAAUUGAAGGAUUAAGCAAUAUAUGUUUAUACAUUUUCUCCCUAAGCUAAUACAUUUGAAGUUAGAGCUGAGAAGUGCCAUACUAGACUUUGUCAUCCAAGCAGCUUGAAGAAAUGUUGGUUCGGGUAUUUGUGAUUAGUUUAUUGGUACUUACUUACACAAUUGUAUACCGAACCACACCCAUGAUCAAUUAAUGAAGGCAAAACUUAAUAAAUAAAUAAAUUAGUAUUUUAUA